CCAAAACCCCGAUUGCGGGGUAAAAAUACAAGGGUCCUUCUUAACCCGAGCGAGAGCUCCACUUGACCAACACUCCCCCACCACGACUCUCUCUCUCAAGCUCGAAAACUUUAUGGCUGGAUAGGUCUCCUGGCACAAUGCCCGAAUACCCGCCUUGAAGACAGACAAACCAACCAACCAACCAACCAACCAACCAACAAACAAGACCUUCUCUCCUCAUCUCAAACCUUCAAAAGGAGAACAAACUAAUACCCUACCAUGCCCCACUACCUCCUCCUCUCCAAAAGCGCCGCCAUCACCGGCGGCACCACAGGAAUCGGACGAGCCAUCGCCCUCGAAUACGUGCGACAAGGCUGCAACGUCGCCAUCAACCAUCUCAACCUGCCGCGAGACGAGCACCACAAGGCGUCGCUGAUCGAAGAAGCCGCGGGCAUAAGAGCGAAAGAUGAGAAGGCGGGACGAUUGAUCGAGGUCGAGGGCGAUGUGACGGUACCGGAGACGGGGAAGAGGUUGGUGGAGGUUGCUGUGAGGGAGUUUGGAAGGCUGGAUGUUUUUGUUAGUAAUGCGGGGGUUUGUCAGUUUGCGGAGUUUUUGGACCUCGACCACGACCUCUUCGCCUCAACCGUCCGAAUCAACCUCGACGGCGCCUUCUACUCCUGCCAAGCCGCCGCCCGCCAAAUGGCCACGCAAGGCAACGGCGGCAGCAUAAUCGCCAUCUCCUCCAUUUCGGCGCUCGUCGGCGGCGGUCUACAAACACACUACACGCCCACCAAAGCCGGGGUCCUGUCCCUGAUGCAAAGCAUGGCCGUGGCACUCGGAAAGCACAAAAUUAGGUGCAAUGCUUUGUUGCCGGGGACGAUUAAGACGCAGUUGAAUGAGGAGGAUUUGAAUGAUGAGAAGAAGAGGGAGUAUAUGGAGACGAGGAUACCGUUGGGGAGGACGGGGGAGCCGCGGGAUAUGGCGGGGCCGGCGGUGUUUUUGGCGUGUGAGGAGUUGAGUGGGUAUGUUAAUGGGGCGCAGUUGUUGGUUGAUGGGGGGUUGUUUGUUAAUUUGCAGUAAUUGGUAAUAUAAAUUCAUUGCGAAAUGCAGAGGUUGCUAGUGUAGGGUUGUGAAGUCUUGCAAGAAAAGGUGCCUUGUACGAUGUAGGACGAACAUAGCUUUCUGUUAACAACCUCAGUUACACAACAGGAGAAUCAAGACCUCAUAUAGCUGGAAAGAUCAAGUGGCAUAUCAAAAUCGUCACUAAAUAGCAUGCACUUAGGUCCAG
Mollisia scopiformis is the source of this 1267-nucleotide messenger RNA. RefSeq names its product short-chain dehydrogenase/reductase-like protein sdr. The transcript has 2 exons. Gene Ontology annotation, molecular function: oxidoreductase activity, acting on the CH-OH group of donors, NAD or NADP as acceptor. The record is from RefSeq and is a predicted model, not a curated record. The coding region runs from base 259 to 1059 and encodes 266 amino acids. NCBI's taxonomy places the organism in Eukaryota, Fungi, Ascomycota, Leotiomycetes, Helotiales, Mollisiaceae.